This is a messenger RNA of Aspergillus caelatus, 2319 nucleotides long. RefSeq lists its product as uncharacterized. Lineage: Eukaryota; Fungi; Ascomycota; Eurotiomycetes; Eurotiales; Aspergillaceae. The record is from RefSeq and is a predicted model, not a curated record. Gene Ontology annotation, molecular function: ABC-type transporter activity; ATP hydrolysis activity; ATP binding. Gene Ontology annotation, cellular component: membrane. The transcript is spliced from 2 exons. Bases 1 to 2319 code for a protein of 772 amino acids.
AUGGUAGAACCCGAUGGAAGGAGUGGUGCACAAGCAUCCGUUCAUGGAGCGGCAUUACCCGCGGUUGACCCUGUCGAUAUCCACGUCUCUAGCCUUUCUGUCCACCUAAACAGGGCUACUAGUGGAUGGCCAGCCCCUAUACAGUCUCUCAGACGGAAGCUGGCAGGCACAUAUACUGGGAUGCAGAAUCAAAUCUUACAUGACGUCUCGGCUACAUUCCCAAGCGGCUCGCUUGUCGGUAUACUAGGGCCAAGCGGAAGUGGCAAGACAACCUUUCUUAAUAUCCUCUGCAACCAACUGUCUCUUCGAGGAAUUACCACAACGGGCGAUAUUUUCUUCACGUGUGCUCGUGAUGUACAGUCGGUUCGAUCGGCCUAUCUCAGGCAGAGUGACUUUCUUGUACCAUCUCUGACAGUGCGAGAAACUCUGCAAAUCGCCGCCGAUCUUCGCAUGCCUUCUGCUGAUGCAGCAUAUCGCUCCAAUGUAGUGACUCAACUCAUCCAUGGUCUUGGACUAACGAAAUGUGCGGAUACACGGGUCGGGGAAGGGACUGGGGCUGGGUGCAGUGGUGGCGAGAAGAGAAGAACGAGCCUCGGUGUUCAGAUCUUAGCGAAUCCCUCUUGUUUAUUCUGCGACGAGCCUACGACCGGCUUGGAUGCAGCCAAUGCUCACCACAUCGUUCAGUUGCUGAAAGAACUGGCAGGAGAAGGCCGAACUGUCGUCGUGGCGAUUCACACCCCGCGCCCGGAAAUAUGGGAGCUGUUCGACCAUAUCCUGCUACUCUCUCAGGGCCAUGUCCUGUACAAUGGCCCAACCUCUUCAGUUCGCGGUUAUUUUGAGCGAUGUGGUCACGCCAUACCCGCAUCAGAAAGUCCAGCUGAGCUCUUGAUUGACCUCGUAUCCGUAGAAGCGGAAGCAGAAGCCUCACCGAUGGUAUCAGUGGCAAGGAUCAACAACCUGAAGGAGCAGUGGAAAGCGACGCAGUGCACCGUAGCUGAUAGCUGCGGAGCUUACACAAGAGAUGACUCAUUUGUGCGAUAUGGUUCACCUAUAUCCCGCAAUCCAGUCGUGCCGCUUUCUCGACAGCUGACUGUGCUUACUCGGCGCACUAUACUGACAACAUUACGGGGCCCUAUGAGCCUGUUCGGUAGCUUGUCAAUCACAAUUGUGCUGGGAAUAGUGACUGGCGCGGCUUUCUAUCAGGUUGACAGCAGCGCGCAAGGUAUUUGGUCUCGGCAGGGGGCUCUUUUCGCAGUACUGAACAUCUACGGUUACCCACUGUUAAUCUAUGAAAUAUUUCGCCUGUCAUAUGAGAUACAAACUUUCGAUCGUGAGCAAGAGGAGGGAGUUGUCAGCGUUGCAGCCUUCUUGAUAAGCCGCAGGCUUGCGCGACUUGUCCUCGAGGAUAUCCCAGGGCCUGCCGUAUCAUCGAUAGUCUUUUAUUUCCUUGUUGGACUCUGGCGCUCUGUUGCCGAGCCUUUCCUUUUCUUGCUGAUAAUGAUUCUGGCCACAUAUGUCUCUCUUGCCGUCGCUGUCCUUGCGAUUGCAAUGUCCCGUGAUUUCGCCAUAGCUGGCCUUAUCGGAAAUUUGCUUUACACGCUGCAGAGCCUGUCUGGUGGUUAUUUAGUGCAGGUAAACCAGAUUUCGAUCUGGCUCCGUUGGUCAAAAUGGAUAGCCCAUAACUUUUAUCUUUACAGCGCAGCAUGUGCGAUUGAGUUCGUUGGUCCGAAGCGGACAUCACGCGGGCAUCUAUACAGUUGCCCAACUGUCGCCAAUGCUUCGACAGGUGAGUGUACAGAGUUGUAUGGGAAAGACAUCAUGGCAAACCUAGGAUUUCCUCGCGAGUGGAUCUGGCAACCUAUUGUGGCCUCUUUGGGCUUUCUUGUUUUCUACACUAUGGUGGCUGCCUUGCUACUUCAGCAGCCUCGAAUGGGAGCUAUCAUGACUCCAGAUCCCCAGUCAAGCCGUAGCCACGUUGUCAUUGAAAAUACAGAGCUUCUGCCUCUAACCUCAACACCACAUACGCCAGGUGUGGAUAUCCAAUUAACCAAGUAUGCUCUAAGUCUCACUAGGCAAAAUAUGAAAGCCUUUCUGAGUCCCUAUUAUGAACGCUCAAUACUUAAACCGAUCAACACCACAUUCAAACACGGCGAACUUAGUAUCAUUAUGGGGCCUUCUGGGAGCGGGAAGACCACUCUAUUACACGCUCUCACAGCGCGCCUACCACAGAGAUAUCGAAGACAAGGUCAAGUGCUCUACAAUAGCCAUACUCUACCGCCUUCCAAGAUCCGAUCUAUAUGCUCGGCUGAGAUUACCUAA